Seminavis robusta is the source of this 2369-nucleotide messenger RNA. Lineage: Eukaryota; Bacillariophyta; Bacillariophyceae; Naviculales; Naviculaceae. The record is from the annotation of a GenBank genome assembly.
CUCCCCAUCCUGAAAUGGGUUGAAGAGACGAUCGCUGACGUCAGUCCAACCCCAACAAAAGAUACCGACACCCCUUCCGAUCAACGAUGUCAUGUCAACUGCUUGCUGCUUGCUGACAGCCGUUAGACUGGCCUCGCCUAAAAGGUUCAGCAUUUCUCGGCGCUUUUCCCCAGGAAGUGCCAAUACUCAUUAUAGAUAUCAUCAGGCAAGAUGCGGUCCCUUUCGUUGCUCCUACUAACCUUGGCCGUGUUGGCUUCAGUGUCGGCCAAUCUCCAUCCAACCAAGCAAUCCCUCUCCUUGGCCGACCUGAGGAGGACCCACAAUCAACAACAGUUCACCAGAGCUUUACAACAACAAGAUGGCUCCAGUAGUUUGAAAGACGUCACCAGUGUGAUCCGGGGUGGAGCCAGAGGCAAGCCCGCUCCGCCUCCUCCCCAAAAAGCAAAUGUCCUUGAUUCCCUUCCCGUCAAGGGCAUUGCAGGUGUCGUGGUCAUGGCCCUGAUCGAGACAUUUCUCAAAAAGUUUUUUGCCGUGACAAAAAUCAAUUUUCCCUCCCAAUUGGGCGGCUGUAUUGUCCUCUUUGCCGUGGCUGUCAUUGCUCAGAAGAUUCAUCCUGGUUGGGGUGAUGCUAUUCAAGCCUACUUGGAACCAGGAGCGGCCUUGUUGGCCAAAUGGCUCCCUGCAUUUUUUGUCCCUGGACUGGCCAUGUUGCCAUUGGCUCCUUCCAUUGGAAAUGGAGCAGAUAUCGCCAUGGCAUUUGGUGUGGUAGUGCUCGGCUUGGUGUAUUCCAUGAGUACCAUUGGAUUUACCGUAUUGGCAUUGCGAAAGGCUCAAGGGGCUAGCAAUGCCGAGCCAACCGCCGUGACGGCAGCUCCAGCGAAAAAUAAAAACAAGGCCAAAAAGAACGGCAAAGCUCCUGCCCCUGCCCCCAAGCCAUUUUCCGAUGACACCUUGAAGGGACUCACCAUUGGUUGUGCCGCAACAUUGCUGGCCUGUGUUGUGGCUACUCGCCUCAAUAUGGGAACUAUUGCCACUCCUUUGCAAACUACAGCUCUGAUUUUGAGUACUCUGGCAGGAUUUGUGUGGGCAGUUCAGUUGCCUGCUGGUUUUACCAAAGUUGUUCAUCCCCUGGUCACCAGCUCGGCAAUCACGCUAGUGGCCGUUCAGUUGAUUGCCAUGGGAGUUGGAUCCAACUUGAUUGAAGUGUUGAAAAGUUACAAAGUUGGAAGUCUGAAUCCAUUGGAAAUGGGUGCUGGUGAUGUGCUGUUGUGGUUGCUGGGACCUUCCGUGGUAUCCUUUGCUGUGUCCAUGUAUUCUCGAAAGCAACUUGUGGCGGAUAACUUUUUGGUCAUUCUCACUGGCGUCAUGGUGGCCAGUGUGGGCGGUCUUUUUGGAACAGCUGCAUUUGUGCGGGCCAUCAAUUUGGGAGGUAGCGAUGGAACGCUGGCCCGCCUUUCAUUGUUGCCCCGAAACGUAACAACCGCUCUCGCCAUUGUCAUUGCAUCGAUUAUUGGAGGUGACUUUUCAGUGACGGCUGUCGCCGUGGUGUUCACAGGUGUAUUCGCAGCAACCUACGGAAAAACUGUCCUGAAAGCAUUCGGUAUCAAUGAUCCUAUUACUAGGGGCUUGACAAUGGGAGGUGCUGGACAAGGACUGGGGGUUUCGGCAACGGCGGAUGAACCAGAUGCUUUCCCCUUUGCUGCCAUUGCUAUGGUGCUGACGGCGGUGUCUUCGACAACCCUGGUGAGCAUUCCUCUUACAAGGGAUCUACUCAUUAACCUUGCCACGGGAGGAACAUCAGCCUAGCUAUCUACAUGAUGUACUCUGUAAGCGAGGGCGCUGCAUUCCGAUGGCAGUGAUUUGCAACACCCCUCAGCUGAUGUAAUCGAGUUUUGUUGAACUGUUGAAGCCGUAAGCUGUAGAAGCAUGACGGACUCAGUACGUUCGAGACGCGGCAGUCACUCUUCUGCAAGCUAGCUAGAUACACGCGUGAAAGUGUGGUCCGGGAGCUUGGCUGUAGCGCUGGAUUCUCUUUCUACUUGGCCACUAGCUAGCUAGUUAGGGACUUAUCCGCUGACUUCUAGUACCAUACCAAUGCCGGUACGCAGCUACUGUAGCCUCCAGCUCGGAUUUUAUCUUGCUUUUUACGUUAUUCCUACGUACCACCAGACCAGCUCAUCAUAGGUUUCCUUUUAAAACAUCUUCCCAUCUGUAUCCGGUUUGAGAGUGAUCAAUCGAGGCCAUUGGCUGGAGGAGCCUGUGAAGCCGACCCUUCGAAAGAAGAGUACGCUGUAGCAACCUCCUCACCCACACUGAGCCCUCCAAAAUAGGGAUUGCCAUGAAGAUUCAACUUCUCGAGCUGUACAAGC